GGCUCUUAGGGUUAAGGUUAGGGAGACUUGGUUACCUAGCUAAGACCCAACCGGUCCCUCCUCUCCCCCUCCCCGGUUCCUCCGCGGCUCCGCCUACCGCUCGCCAGUCCCUAGCAUCUGCUGUGCCGGCGACGCGCGCCACUCCGACCCCGCCGCCUCGCUCCCUCUCUGAGCUCGCUCGCCGCCGCGCUCCCCGCCGACCCCGCAACGUCCCCUCCGACCCCGCCGCCGCGCUCCCUCUCCGACCCCGCCGCCGCGCUAGCCGCCGACUGACCGCGGCCACCGCUGCCUGCGCGGCUCGUCGGCAGCAACGUCAAGGAGGUCAUCUUCAACAACCUCCUGUUCGAGGUCAGCCCCACCAGUUCCCUUGUAUCCUUCCUCCUCUUCUCCCAUCCCAACCGUGAAAAGCACGUUUUUUUUGGGAGGGGGAGCGGGUGGGGGCUGAUGUUGGGUAUUCCUGGGAAUACCCAGGAAUCACUGCAGCUCCGCCCCUGCUUCAUAGAUGGAGGUCCGGAUGACAGCUCACUUAAGAAGAGGGGAAGGAAGGAUAAGGGUGAGAAGCCCAGGAAAGGGGGGCAUGGUUCGAGGAAAGGACCUUCUCCAGGGAAACCUCAGCAUGGGAAGGUUAAGAAGCAGAAGAGGAGCGAUGAUGGGAAGAAAGGGAAAGGGCGAGGAAAGGACCGUUCAGGAAGCUCCGUGGUGAUGAAUCCUGGGGAUCUCAAGAAUCAGGAUGCACUGCCGUCCUCCAACACAUCAAAGCCGGUGCAAAACGUUCUUAGGAAAAGAGUUGAUCCUGAAACUGCAAAGUACUUUAUGGAGAUCUCAAAUCUCUUUGAUAACAAGGAGAUUGAUCUGGAUGAGCGCUCGACAAUAUGUGCUAACGCCUUGGAAGAAACAAGAGGAAAAGAGCUUGAACUUGCUACUGAUGCUGUUAUAAGCCACACCUUGCAGGUUCUUGUAGAAGGCUGUGAGUUGGAUCAGUUAUGCACCUUCCUCCGCAAUUGCAUCGGGUCCUUUCCAGUAAUUGCCAUGGAUAAAAAUGGGUCACAUGUUGCAGAAGCAGCUCUCAAGUCACUUGCAACACAUCUCGAAGAUGAGACCUCCAGGAUCAUGAUAGAAGAGAUACUGAACAAGAUAUGCAAGGUUAUUGCUGCAGAUGCUGCCAAUGUGAUGUCCAGCUGCUAUGGGUCACAUGUUCUUCGCACUUUGCUUUGUCUUUGUAAGGGUGUCCCGUUAGAGUCACUGCAGGACUUCCACACGACUAAGAGAUCUGCUGUUCUAGCUGAGCGGUUGAGUUGUGGUACAAAUCAAUCUGGUGGACAUGGUCCAAAGAAUUUUGAAAAUGGUUUCUCAGACAUGUUUAAGUCUUUUGUCAGAGAGAUGUUGCAUAAUGCAAAGGCUGACAUUGCAAACUUACGAGUUGACAAGAACAGUAGCCUUGUUUUACAGACUGCACUGAAACUAUCCUCCGGUGAUGAUAAUGAGUUGCAUCAUAUAAUAUCAAUACUUCUUGGUUAUGAUGACGAUGAUACUGUAGAGAAGAGAGAUUACAGUGAAAGAAAGGAGGAAAUUGUGGCAUUACUUGAAGAAAGUGCUUAUAGCCAUCUCCUAGAGGUCAUUGUGGAGGUUGCCCCAGAGGAAUUGCGCAAUGGUAUGCUUGUAGGUGCUCUUAGGGGUGCAUUAUUUGCAAUCUCAUCUCACCACUGUGGCAAUUAUGUUGUGCAAGCUUUGAUAUCAUCAGCGAAAACCUCAGAUCAGAUGAAUCAAAUAUGGGAGGAACUUGGUCCAAAAAUUAAGGAAUUGCUCGAGCUAGGAAAAACAGGGGUUGUAGCUUCCAUCUUAGCAGCAUGCCAGCGGCUUGAAACUUAUCGCCUUGAGAGUUCUCAAGCUCUUUCUGCGGCAUUAAGUUCAGAUUCUGAGUCUCCUGAUAGCAUUGUUGCACAUGUACUGUUUCUUGAGAACUACCUACGGGAGAGAUCUUAUUGGCAAUGGCCUCGUGGUACAAAGAUGAGUGUCCUGGGUUGCUUGAUGCUGCAAUCGAUUUUCCAAUAUCCACAUCAAUAUAUACGACCAUAUGUUGCAAGCUUGCUGGCUAUGGAAGAUGAUCAGGUCCUCCAAAUUUCCAAGGAUUCAGGAGGUAGCCGUGUUCUUGAGGCUUUUCUAGGUUCAAGUGCCACAGUAAAGCGAAAAUUUAAAGUAUUUGGAAAGUUGCAAGGUCAUUAUGGAGAGAUUGCUAUGAAUCCUUCUGGCUCAUUCUUAGUAGAGAAGUGCUUUACUGCCAGUAAUUUUUCACAUAAGGAGGCUAUAGUAGCAGAGCUGCUGGCUGUGCAAUCCGAACUAUCCAAAACAAGACACGGGUUCCACUUGCUAAAGAAGCUGGACGUUGAUAGAUAUGCUAGGCGACCUGAGCAGUGGAGGGCUAGUCAGACUUCAAAAGAAACAACUCACAGACAGUUUGAGGUUGAAUUUGGUUCUAACAGUAAACCUGUUGCACAAAAUUUCAAAGAAAAGGUCCCUUCUCAAAGUUCCAUGAAGAAACGGAAGCAGAAGUCUGACAAAAGUACUGAGGAUGCCGGCAACAACAAACCAGAUUUCACUCAGAAUGGAAACAGUAAGAGGCCAAAAUCUGCCAAGGCAACUUCUGAGAAAGAAUCUAGCAGCAAGAAACUUGCAAGCCAUGGCACCAGCAUGGCAUUCUUGAAGGACUCUGGCAAGAGGAAAUCACCUGGUUUCCUCUCAGAUAAACCAAGCCUCAAGAAACAAAAACAUCAGAGACCCACUUCUCGUAAACCAGACGGCAAGAGGUUUGUUCAAGGUAGUAGUGCUAGCAUGCUGUUUGUCAAGAACACUGGCAAACCAAAACAGUCCAUUGCUGAGCUUGCUGGUCUGGCUGGUAAGGAGAAGCUGUCUGCGUCUGAAAUCCGCAAAUUGCUGAAGCCCGAAAUGCCAGGCAAGAGCUAAUCCUUCCCAGGCCGUGUAAGCAGGUGUAGGAAAUUAGAAAUGAGACUCUGAUCUUUUGCCCCUGUUGUCGCAAAUGUGAUGUAGCAAUUUUGUUUGCCAUUUCCGCAACGUACGGUUUAAGAUGGGCUUGUCUCAGAAUGUGUUUCUUGUGCAUGUCUCGAGACCGAUUUCUUCUUUUGUUACAUAGGUGCGCUAGUGUUACAUAGGUGAGUUUCUUGUGCGUGUCUCAGAAUGAGUCCAGGUCAAGAUUCUUCUGCAUAUUUGGCCUCAUUUCUCUCGUGCGCUAGUGUUGCAUACCUGAAUUGUAAUAGUACCAACUCUGUUUUUAAGUAUAUGAUGUUUAAAUCAAGCUAAUUACUUCCUUUU
Molecule: messenger RNA, 3327 nt
Organism: Panicum virgatum (switchgrass)
Lineage: Eukaryota; Viridiplantae; Streptophyta; Magnoliopsida; Poales; Poaceae
Product: pumilio homolog 23-like
Exons: 10
Coding region: 445-2961 (838 amino acids)
Biological process (GO): ribosomal small subunit export from nucleus; endonucleolytic cleavage in 5'-ETS of tricistronic rRNA transcript (SSU-rRNA, 5.8S rRNA, LSU-rRNA); endonucleolytic cleavage to generate mature 5'-end of SSU-rRNA from (SSU-rRNA, 5.8S rRNA, LSU-rRNA)
Cellular component (GO): preribosome, small subunit precursor; nucleolus; 90S preribosome
Molecular function (GO): RNA binding
Source: RefSeq, a predicted model, not a curated record